UCGUUCAGUGCCUUUCCCGAGAUGCAGCUGGAAAUAUGAAAAUUCAGUAUCUUGGCACUGUGUACAAAGCCCAAAUAUUGACCAAGUUAGCGGCAGAGCUGAAGAAGUACAUGCUUGAAAAAGUGUCAGAUGACACUAGUAAUAUCUUGAGAUCACCAAUGCCAGGAUCAGUUGUCACUAUAGGUGUUGCUCCUGGAGAUCAGGUUACUGAAGGUCAGGAGGUCUGUGUGAUUGAAGCAAUGAAAAUGCAGAACAGUUUGGCUGCUGCGAAAUCUGGCAAGGUAAUGAAGGUACACUGCAAGCCAGGAGACACAGUUGGAGAAGGAGAUAUUCUUAUUGAAUUUGAGUGAUGUGUAUUCUACAGAGGAGCAUUUUAUAAGUUUUAUCUCAUAUCAUGUACAUGGAUUUUCGAUUGUAACUCCUCACUGUAAAAAUCUGGUAGACAUUCCUGUAUGGAUUUUCUUUUUACAACUUCAGUAAUAUUUACUGUUAUUUUUGCAGAACAGGAACACUAACUAUUCCCCAUGUGUAGAACUGGCAGCAUUGCUAAAUUUUGAAGUUUUCCCUAGCUCAGUGGUAUGGAAAUGUACUAUGAUACUGAGCUGCUAAUCAAAAUAUUUGACCUUAAUUGAGGAGGAACAUUAUCACCAGUUUCAAAGGAAAAUUAAUGGACAUUUUACGGUUACACCUCCAACUUCCUCACAUUUAUUGAUCCAUGUUUUUUUCAAAAUAAGUAAAAUGCUUUUCAAA
Molecule: messenger RNA, 750 nt
Organism: Rhincodon typus (whale shark)
Lineage: Eukaryota; Metazoa; Chordata; Chondrichthyes; Orectolobiformes; Rhincodontidae
Product: propionyl-CoA carboxylase alpha chain, mitochondrial-like
Exons: 5
Coding region: 36-350 (104 amino acids)
Cellular component (GO): mitochondrion
Molecular function (GO): propionyl-CoA carboxylase activity
Source: RefSeq, a predicted model, not a curated record